Messenger RNA from Schizophyllum commune H4-8, 3594 nucleotides. RefSeq lists its product as uncharacterized. The record is from RefSeq and is a predicted model, not a curated record. Gene Ontology annotation, cellular component: cytoplasm. NCBI's taxonomy places the organism in Eukaryota, Fungi, Basidiomycota, Agaricomycetes, Agaricales, Schizophyllaceae. The transcript has 9 exons. The coding region runs from base 19 to 3330 and encodes 1103 amino acids. Gene Ontology annotation, molecular function: protein binding. Gene Ontology annotation, biological process: positive regulation of TORC1 signaling.
UUCUUCUUCCUGACCACCAUGGUCGGCCCCGCGUCCUCUGAUCGGCGCCUGCUCUGGCACCCGCGCCAGUCGAAUACAUUCAUUUUGGGCAGCGGCUCGUACAUCACGCUCUACGAGUGGAACAACAGCUUCCCGCAAAUCAAACAUGUCACCACCCAGCCCGACCUGCAGUACAUGAAGUGCUUUGCGUGGUCCCCGGAUCCCAUUUUGAACGACCUCGUCGCGGUGGGGUUUAGCAAUGGGCGCGUCGAUCUGCUGAGGCUGGAGGCGUCGCGUCAGUUGCGCAUGAACAACGUCCUGUCGAGCGGCCCCCCUGUCCCCCUUCCCGCGAAGAACUCCCGAUCGUGCAACUCGCUCGCGUUUGGCACGGUGGACCCGAACUACCUGGCCGUAGGGCUCGAUAAAGUCAGAGGCGACUCGAGCUUGCUGAUAUACGACAUCACGAUGUCCACCGUGUCGCUUUCCCUGCCCACUCCGCCUGCAUCGGAUAAGAUACUGCCACUCAGUCCCAAGUCCCCCACAUCUCCACGAAGACCACAGCCCUCCAUCUUCCGCGCGGAGGCGGGGGCGCGUACGGACUCGCGUAUCGUGCAGCAGCAUGCGCCGACGGAGACCGUGUCUGCUGUAUCAUUCCUGCCGCAAUCGACGUACUUGCUGCUCGCCGGUCUCUCUUCACGAUGGCUCCGACUCUUCGACUUGCGCAGUGCCAUGCCAUCGACGACUAGCGCUGCGUCAAAGGUGUCCGGCCUCGCCACCGAUCCCUUCGACCCGCACCGUGUCGCGUCCUUCGGUGACGGUGUCGUCUCUAUAUGGGACAUCCGCCGCAUUCAGUCCCCGCUGCUCACAUUCUCCGAGCGCAAUGCCCUCGGGGACGGAGCCGUCGUACGCCCCAACUCGACAUAUAGUACAGUGGAGUUCUCGCAAGCGCGCCGCGGGGUCAUUGCUACGCUCGAGAAGGACGCACGAACCGUACGCAGUUGGGACAUCCAGGAAGUACAAGCACAGCCACUCGACGUGGAUGGCUCGGAGAGUAAGUCGCGAGACUCGUCUGUAGGGAGCCGGCGCAAGUCUUCGUGGGCGAACUUGGGGUGGGCCCAGAGCACGGGACCUUCCUCACCUGCAGGGCCUCAUUCAGUGACGGGAAAUGCCUCCGUAUUCCUGUCUGAUACCAGACGAAUCAAGCAGCUACCUCGUCCGCUGCAUUCCUUCGUUAUCGUACCAGAGGCUGCGACCAGCUUGAAGCCGACAUCUACCAUCCUGACCGUCAACGCUACCGGCGAGAUUGAACUGAACAUGAUCUACGACACGCCGAAGCAAGCCGUAUGGAGCGCGCGAGGGGACCUCGCCUUCGGUGCUGGUAUCUCCUACGGACUGAUCCCUGGCAGUGUCGAGCAAGAGCAAUUGUCGAAGACCGACGCGGCGUCUAUAUCGAAGCAAACCGUGGAUGACAACGCUCCGCCACCCGCUCUGUUCGGGCGAGGAGACGAAGACGGCUUCCCGGCCUUGGGACACGAAAGCAAAGUGGGACACGAAAAUAACAAGUAUGGACCAGAAACGAAGGAGAAGGAGACAGCGUCUGCAGAAAAGCGGCCCAUCGAGCGUCCUCCACUGCGAUAUACCCCAUCUGAGCUGCGUGUGUACUCGACAGAGCACAAUCAGUAUGUGAACGCGCAAGGGCAGGAUGCCCAGGCGACGAGGGAGGCACGGCAGCGGUCGGACUCGGAGCCUCCUACGAGGAUGCAGGAGCAGGCCAGGAUACGAAAGAUACGACACCAGCGGGUAUCUGGGGUCUCCUCAGUGGUGCAGAACGACGUGUCGAUGCUUAUGCGUACUCGUAGUUUGCGUGGCUAUGGGUUGAGCGACCCCGCUUUGAAUGCUCGUCUGAUUACGGAGACCUCGUCGCAUGACAACCAAGAGUCUUCCCGCGUGCUCGCCGAUCUGUGGUCCUGGCUGUCGUACACCCGUGACCUCCUAAAGGGACCUGCAGCUCAAUUCCACGGAUACGACUUCCUAUACCGUGGUCUACUCGCUAUCUGGGAAGGAUUCGAACCUAACGCUGCGAGGACGCCGUACGUCCCGCCUGGCGCGCCUGAUUUCUUGGACUUGCCCUCGAUGCACGAUCAUGGGCGCAGGCGCGCGCACUCCCCUGUAGAUGAUCCUCGCGUGGCCUAUAAGGAAGCCCUCACCGCUGUGCUCACCCUAAAAGGACCAUCGUGGGCCUCGUGGAAGCCCACUAUACCCACGGGCAAGUUAUUGCAGCGGCAGGUAGCCAUAAUGUUGUGCGGCUGGAGCUUGCAGGAUGACAUAUUGGCGGAGGAUAUCCAGAGGUGGACCGAGAAUGGCGAGAACUCUCGAGCAGCGUGUUGGCUAGUCUUCAGCAAGCAAUACUCGAAAGCCAUCAAUAUGCUUUUCAACAGUGAAGACGAAUCCCACCAUCUUAUGUCCGGUACCCUCGCCGCUCUCAUCCCACACAACCACUCCGGCGUUAGCAAGCUCACGCCCGAGUUCCGGCAACACUGCGAGCACCUCACUCUUCGUAUACAGGACCCUUACUUCCGCGCUAUGCUCACCUAUCUCACCUCCGGGGACUGGUCCGAGGUUCUCGAUGAGGAAAUGCUGCCUUUCCGCGAGCGCCUGAGCAUCGCCUUCCAAUUCCUCGACGACAAGACCCUUACGUCGUAUCUGCAUCGCGUCUCGGAUAAGUUCGGGGACAUUGACGCGCUGAUGGUGACGGGUCUGACGAAGGCGGGCGUCAAUGUGCUGCAGGACUACGUCGACCGCACGGGAGACCUGCAGACUGCGGCAUUGCUAGGGUCGUAUGUGUGCCCUCGCAGGUUCGAGGACCAACAGGUCGAACGAUGGAUCGAGACGUACCGGGACUUGCUGGAUGCGUUCAAGCUGUUCCAUCUGCGCGUCGGGUUCGACAUCGAGCGAGGGGAGAUUAUGCAAGAGGGGAUGCAUAAUGGGGAGAUCAGUAAGACGGAUUGGGCGCCAAAGCAACUUGCGCUGAGGUGCAAUUACUGCAACAAGAAUAUAUCCGGGCAAGCUGCUAGCAAACCAACGACUUGCCCUCAUUGUGGGCGCUUCCUACCACGAUGCUCCAUCUGUCUACAAGCACUCAGCAUUGUGCAAGAUACUGCGCGAAACAUGCAGCUGGCGCACACACCGUUUAAAGACACCAUUGACGAUGCUAUCGUCAUAUGCCAAUCUUGUCGACAUGGUGGACAUGCCUCUCAUAUGCUGGAGUGGUUCUUUGGCGAGGAUGGCCGCAGGUCACACGGCCUGUGCCCUGUUGCAGAUUGCGACUGUCGUUGUGCAGACGAAUUUUGAUCCAUUCAAUGAUGCUGUAGAACUAUGGACUAUCAUUAGUUAUGCAACCUUGACGAGCUCCUCCACGGCCUUGAGCCAGGCUACUUGCUCGCCACCCCAACCUCCCAGCCUCCUCAUCUUCCGGUUGUGCGCGUCCGUGCCAUUUUCAGCACCGGUGAGUCGCAGGUUGUUUGUCUCCCGCUCUCGAAGAAUCCAGUGCUGCGAAAGGCACCAACGCAAAACACUGUUCUCGGAAAAGAAUGCCUCGCUCCAGGUUUCGUUGCA